AUGGUGAAGAGACUGAACCGGAUCCGCUGGGAGAUGCGGAUCCGGCGCAGACCUCUAAAGACAGCGGGCCAGAAAACAGAAGCCGAGCGCUACUUCCUCAAGGCCAUUCAGCUGGAUCCCACGAAGGGCAACUGCUACAUGCAUUACGGUCAGUUUUUGUUGGAGGAGUCUCGGGUGCUGGAGGCAGCAGAGAUGGCCAAGAAAGCAGCACAACUCGACAGUGGAGAGUUUGAUGUGGUCUUCAGCGCUGCCCAUAUGCUCAGGGCAUCAGCAGUUGAGCAUUCUGGGAGAGGGUACAAGCUCUUGUCCACAAUACACCUUGCUGUGUCCAUGAGGAGGUUGUGGGAAAAGUUGAGUAAGUGCCACCUGAAUGGAUCCACUGAAGCACGGUUUUGUCAUUCACUGGUUUUGAAGAAUAGGAGGAGGUCUAAAGGAGAGAGCACUAAUGAUGUGGUGGGCAUUCCUCUGGAACAAAUAAAAUAGCCCAUGGUAUGGACCAAGAACCAGCCGAUUGCAGUUAUUAAAAGAGAUCGACAAUUAAUGAUUCAAUUAUGCUAAUGGAGUCACGCUGCCGGUCUGCUGUCCCUCCUACAAAGUAUUAAUCCUGAUGAAGAAUGGCAAAAUGAAAGCCUCCGUACACUCAUCAUGGGGAAAAAUGCUGCUCAUCAAAGUGUGCGCUCACCAAGUCAGAGGAUGAUGCUUUGAUCCUAUCUCUGUGCCUGCAGUGACUAAAUCCGUGGAACUAAAUUAGCUGAGAAAUGCUUAA
This is a messenger RNA of Periophthalmus magnuspinnatus, 766 nucleotides long. RefSeq names its product protein O-mannosyl-transferase TMTC2-like. Bases 1 to 483 code for a protein of 160 amino acids. Gene Ontology annotation, cellular component: endoplasmic reticulum membrane. The transcript is spliced from 4 exons. Lineage: Eukaryota; Metazoa; Chordata; Actinopteri; Gobiiformes; Gobiidae. The record is from RefSeq and is a predicted model, not a curated record. Gene Ontology annotation, biological process: protein O-linked glycosylation via mannose. Gene Ontology annotation, molecular function: mannosyltransferase activity; protein binding.